CUUUUAUUAAAAUAUGUCACUCAAGUUAUUUGGGCCAUCAAAUAAUCCUAGACUUUGUCAAGUUCAUCUUGUAGCAGAUCUUCUUUAAAUACCAGUUGAAUUAGUUGAAGUUGGAUACGAUCAAUGUGAAUCAUAGGAACAUAAAGCAAGAAACCCAUUUGCUAAAGUUCCUGUUAUUUAAACAACUGAUGGAUUUUUAUAUGAAAGCAAUGCUAUAUGUAGAUACCUUACUCGAUCUAAAUUAGAAUCAGGAUUAUAUGGGUAAAUAUAUAUAUAAAUAUUCUAAAGUGCCAAUGCCUUUUAAUAAUCUUUAGUUGAUUAAUGGAUUGAUUGGACUGUAAAUGAAUUAGAUCCAAAUUUCAUGACAACUUUCCCUUAAUUAUGGGGGUAUGUCCCAACUGAUGAGGAUUCAUUCAAAUCUGCUAAAAACAUUAUUAAUAAUAAAUUAAAAUAAUUAGAAACCCAUUUCAAGAAUUCUACAUUUUUAGUUGGAAAUAAAUUAACUAUUGCAGAUAUAAUACUUAUUGUUAGAAUUGCACCAUUUUUCACCUUGUUAAUUGAUGAAAAAACAAGAAAAUCAUAUCCAUCACUUAUGAAAUGGUUCACUACUGUAACUGAACUUCCUCAAUUCUUAAAAGUAUAUUAAAUAUUAAUAUAAGAAUUUUGGAAGAGUCAGACUAUGUAAAGAGGCCUUCCCAUUACCAAAAUAAGUUCUAUAACAAAAUGAAUAAAAAACUAAAGAUGAGAAAUCUAAAGAAUAAAAGCCUAAAGAAGAAAAACCUAAAGAAUAAAAAAAAAAAGAUGAAAAACCUAAAGAAUAAAAAAAAAAAGAUGAAAAACUUAAGGAAUAAAAACCAAAAGAAGCAUAAAAAUAAUAAGCUUAAGAAGAUGAUGAGCCUGUUAUAGAGAAGAAAAAGAAUCCUUUAGAUUUAUUGCCUCCAUCUCCAUUCAAUAUUGAUGAUUACAAAAGAACUUUCUUUGCUGAAAAAGAUAUUGCCAAAAAUAUUGAACAACUUUUCUCAACAGUUGAUACUCAAGGAUUGUCAUUAUGGAUUAUUACUUAUAAUAAAUCUUAAAAUGAAGGCAAAUAACUUAUUUUAACCAAUAAUUUAAUGAAAGGAUUUAUCAAUUAAAGAUUAGAUUAAAAUUUCAGAAAAUACUCCUUCGCUAUUCAUGGUGUUUAUGGUGAUGAACCUAAUUUGGAAAUCAGAGGAGCAUGGGUUUGGAGAGGAACUGAAGUUCCAUAAGAAUGGGUAAUCCAUUAAUCUAUUAUAAUUUUAGAAAGAUCAUGUUGCAUAUGACUAUCAUGUUUUCAGAAGAAUUGACAUUUAAAAUGAAUAAGAUAAAAAAGAUUUCACUGAAUAUUGGGUUAAUCAAGAAGAAGAUGUAUCUAAAGUUGCUGAUCUUACAGCCAGAAGCUUGAUGUAUUUUAGAUGAUGAAAUAAUUAUUCUAUAAUAAUAUCAAUUGUAAAAUA
Paramecium sonneborni is the source of this 1475-nucleotide messenger RNA. Lineage: Eukaryota; Ciliophora; Oligohymenophorea; Peniculida; Parameciidae. The record is from the annotation of a GenBank genome assembly.